CUUAUAAGCAGCUACGGUAUUAAGGAACUGUUUCUUUAGAAAGCAGGAAGCAGUGGGUCAUAUAAACCACAGCCAGGCGGUGUGUUAUUGCCAUUUGGAUGUGAAAAUAGGGAUCUCUCUCUGUCUUACUGCGCUGCCCACAACAAGGUAGCAACUUUGACACCAUGGGCACACUUGGUGAUAUGUUGGUUCUAGUAGACUUUAAAGGACAACUUGAUGAUGAGUUAAAAAUAAAAGCUGGAGAUGUCAUACAGAAUGUGAAGAAAACAGCAGAGGAAGGCUGGCUAGAAGGGGAGCUCAAGGGGAAGAGGGGAUUCUUUCCCCAAAUGUUUGUGAAGGAAAUUCCUCCAUUUUUCCUAAAUGACAGCGCACAGAGGUACCCAAGGUCGAUCAGGAAACCUAAUGCAUCCAUGGUACCUCAAAUUCCCCAGGAGGGGCCCCCAGAAAAACAGACACCCAUUGAUGAUGGUUAUGCUCGUGUAAAUAAAAAGAAACGUUGGUGCAGAGUGGAGUAUGCCUACAAAGCGAGCAGUGCUGAUGAACUUGAGCUCUCUGUUGGGGAAGUUUUUCAAGUAUUAGAAGAGAUUGAAGAUGGCUGGUGGUUAGGCAAGAAAGGAGAAGCGGUUGGUGCUUUUCCAUCUAACUUUGUAAAAGAAGUCCCAGAGCCUCCUUCUGAAAAAAUACCAGAACUUUCGAAAAAUGCCAAAAAGAGGCCAGCCAUGAUGGACAUUAACUUCUCAGCUAAAGAAGAAGAGAAGUCCAAGCAAGAGGAUAAAUCAGUACCGGAGAACCAAAGCAAAGAAGACUCUUCACCUCCUCAUGCCAAAGAGUAUUGUAGGGUCAUGUUUGACUAUAAACCUUUUCUGCCUGAUGAACUUGCGUUAAAAAAGGGUGAUGUGAUACUGCUUAUAAGCAAGGAGACGGGAGAUGAAGGUUGGUGGCAAGGAGAACAUAAUGGGAAAACUGGGCUGUUUCCAGACAACUUUGUCUUAAUAAUUCCUCCAGACAUGCAAAUUAAAACCAACAAACUUCCAACUCGAACUUCAACUAUAAAGAGUCCAGUGACUAAAUCAGACCUUAAUAUUAUGGAUAAAAAGCCCCAUGAAGUCAAGAAGCCAGCUGCAGAAGUCAACAAGCAUGAACCCACAACAACCAAGAAAGGGCAACGUGAACCAAAGACUGACCUUUCUCCUAAAGUGACUAAUCAACCAGGAAAAAAGGCAGCUCCUCCCCCUCCAGUGCCAAAAUCGGCCAAACAUAAUACUGGUCCUCUCAACAAGCCCAGCACUGAAGCAGGAGAAGAUGUGAACCAUAGUUCUAAGGAGUCAAAUACUUUAGAUGGACUCAGGGUGUCCUCCAUGAAGCUAGCACAUCCUACUGCAGACAGACCAAAGAUGAUGGGCAAAAGACUACCUAAGGGGAAGGUGACAUCUCCUGAAAAGCCUAUAUCUGAAUCAGAUGAUAAAAAGAAUGAAGAACAGGUGAAUUCUCACAGCAAAGUAUCCUCAGCCCCAAAGGAUCCAAGGAUACCCACCACCCCAAGCCCAUCACCCUCACCAACUAAGACAAGCCCACUGUCUCCUUUAGCCACUUCAACAGUGAAGCAAAGCCAGAAGACUGCUGAUAAUCAUGCUUCUUCCGUGCAGAGUUUACAAGAAGAUCUUGCAGCAGAGAUCGCAUCAAUCAAAUUCAUGAUGGAACUCUUGAGAAACAAACAUACAAAAGAUAUGGAAGAUAUCAGAUCUGAGUUAAAUGAAGAGAGAACCAAACGCCUAGCACUCCAGAUGGAGGUUGAGCACCUGAAGAAUCUGUCUUCAGCGUAGGUCAUUGCGAGUUCUAAAACUGCCCUGCUCCUUGAGCAAAUAGAACUUGUGUAACUGGUCCAGUAAUUAAAAGGAUACAGAUUUGGAAGAAGCCUAAUCCCGCUGGUGACUUAAUUUACAGACACUACCCAGUUUUACACUGAGAUUUUACUCAUGUUGUGUAGCAACACUGAAGAGUCUUUUACCCAAUUGUCUGCCUCUCUCUGGAUUUUUUUGUUUUCUCAUAAGCCUACUUAUAUUCAUUUUCUAACUGCUUUGGCAUCUUUUGCACAUAUGUAUGAUCAGAGGUAAUUUGGUGGAACAUAUAUAAUCAUGUCAUUCCAAUAGCAGAGGCAGUUGUUGAAACGAUAGUUGGGACAAUAAUGGGGUCCAUACAAGUGUGCCAUUCCUACUUUGUUAUUUUGCAUCUCUUGAAUUAACAUGGUAAAAUCCAUUUAUAAACACUGCCUGAUCGCAUGUACAUUUAUGCUGUCACUGUCAGGAUUGCACACACAUUGAACGAUGGGCCUUCAAAAGGUCUCACAAAACUGAUAGAUAGAUGCUCUGACAUCUAUCAAGGUCCUGAACCCUAAAGCCACAAGCAUAAUGUACUGUGUCUAGCCUAUGUCCUAAGGACAUUAUUUGCCAAUGUUUGUAACCAGCAUAGAUAUCAACCUGAUAAACUCUGCAUCUUGAAUAAUAUAUAGAACUGUAUGUACCAGCACUGCCUUCUAUGCAGAGCUCACAGCAAAGUUAAGUUAUAAUUAGAAAAAGUUGCAUAUAUUUUCUUAAAUAUUUAUAUACAUGGGACCAAUUCAGUGCCAAACCUCUUCUAGCAUUGAAAUGACAUAUGGGAAGUCAUAUUUUUUAAUCAGGGUGGGUUAUCAUUUAAUAGCUGUCUUUUUUCUAUAUAAUUUGUGCAAUGUUUUUAAUAAAUAUGCAUAUUUAUUCA
Xenopus tropicalis (tropical clawed frog) is the source of this 2754-nucleotide messenger RNA. It is a transcript of the gene sh3d21, whose product is annotated as SH3 domain containing 21. The transcript is spliced from 19 exons. Bases 165 to 1823 code for a protein of 552 amino acids. Lineage: Eukaryota; Metazoa; Chordata; Amphibia; Anura; Pipidae. The record is from RefSeq and is a predicted model, not a curated record.